GCGCUCAGUGAAAAUGAUUGCAGCUGGUUUUAUUAGAAAUAGAGGACUUAGUUUGCUAAAUAAUCGUUACUACUGCAGUAGGAAAGUGAGAGUUCGGUUUGCUCCAAGUCCCACAGGUCAUUUACAUUUAGGUGGACUCCGCACGGCGCUCUACAAUUAUUUGUUUGCCAAAUUGCACAAAGGUUCUUUUAUCUUAAGGAUCGAGGAUACUGAUCAGACUAGAUUAGUGCCUGGUGCAACAGAGCGUCUUCAAGAGGAUUUAAAGUGGAGCGGAAUAAAAAUCGACGAAGGUCCAGAUAUUGGUGGCAGUUUGGGACCUUACAUUCAAUCGCAUCGAGUAAAAUUAUACAAUGAACAGGUAAAGGUACUACUGAACAAUGGGUCAGCCUAUCAAUGCUUUUGCACUGAUAAGCGUUUGGAUUUGCUCAGGAAAGAAGCAGUUCGCAUGAGGCAAGUGCCAAAGUACGAUAACAGAUGUAGGCAUUUAAGUCAGGAAGAAAUAAAUUUAAGAUUGGAAAGAGGAGAUCGACAUUGUAUUCGAUUUAAAUUGCAAACAGGCUGCGACACUUUUGAAGAUUUGAUCUAUGGUAAUAUAGCUUACGAUGUAGCUUUACAAGAAGGCGAUCCUGUUAUCAUGAAAUCAGACGGUUUUCCAACAUACCAUUUCGCUAAUGUAGUUGACGAUCAUUUUAUGCAGAUAUCGCACGUUCUUCGUGGAAUGGAAUGGCAGAUUUCAACGACCAAACACAUCUUGUUAUACAGGGCAUUUAAUUGGGAACCGCCUAAAUAUGGUCACUUACCUUUACUCUUGAACGCUGAUGGAACUAAAUUAAGUAAACGACAAGGCGAUAUCAAAGUUUCUCAUUAUCGCGAAACUGGUAUCCUGCCAAUGGCUUUAAUUAAUUUCAUUACUAACAGUGGUGGAGGUUUCGAUAAAGACAAAGAAAGAGGUCUUAAACCGAAAUGUUACACCAUGAUGGAACUAGCUCAACAGUUUGAUGUGGAAGAGAUCAAUUCGCAUUCAGGAAAACUUAUGCCUGAAAGGUUACUGGAGUUUAAUAAUUUAGAAAUUGAACGGCAAUUAGGAAUGGAGGACACAAAAAAAAAGUUGAUUGAUCAAGUGAGGGAAAUCGUGAAGGCUAAAUUUCCGAAACACGACGAAUCUACAUUGCAAAUCCGCGACGAGCACAUCGAAACUAUACUGAAAUGGUCUAUUAAUAGAAUUGAUAGACUAACGGAUUUAGUUUCAAGAGAUUUAAUGUUUCUUUGGGUAACACCUGAGCUGAAGCAUUUACACUCUGUCGAUGAGAAACAGAGAAAUGCCAUUGAGAAAUUGAACGCGAGUUUUGAAAAUAAUUGGAAAGCGGAAAAGCAAGAAGUCAAUAACUACCUGAAAGACUUUGCCAAAGAGAAUGGUAUUGCAUUUAGCAACUUCAUGAAAUUAUUAAGGACCAUUUUGAGUGGUUUAAAGGAGGGACCAAGUGUAGCGGAGAUGAUCGAGAUUUUGGGCAAGGACAACACUAGGAACAGGAUAGACUUGUUUUUAAGUAAGAGUAAAUAAAUAGAAUAUAAAUUUAUUAUAAACAAAUUUUAUUGAUAAAAUAUCUCUAUAUAUUACAAUUUCUUGUACACAAAACUACA
Messenger RNA from Nicrophorus vespilloides, 1641 nucleotides. It is a transcript of the gene GluRS-m, whose product is annotated as probable glutamate--tRNA ligase, mitochondrial. The transcript is spliced from 7 exons. Gene Ontology annotation, biological process: glutamyl-tRNA aminoacylation. Gene Ontology annotation, molecular function: ATP binding; glutamate-tRNA ligase activity; tRNA binding. Lineage: Eukaryota; Metazoa; Arthropoda; Insecta; Coleoptera; Silphidae. Bases 14 to 1561 code for a protein of 515 amino acids. The record is from RefSeq and is a predicted model, not a curated record.